Messenger RNA from Prunus armeniaca (apricot), 204 nucleotides. Lineage: Eukaryota; Viridiplantae; Streptophyta; Magnoliopsida; Rosales; Rosaceae. The record is from the annotation of a GenBank genome assembly.
AUGACCAUUUCAAGUCGAAAUGUGACACCGCUAGUGUAUUUAUGGGUGGAGUCACAUCCGAAAUAUGACACCGCUACUAGUCUGAAACAGUUCGCUAGUGUAUUAAUUGAUGGAGUCACAUACAAGCCUGAAACGGGUAUGUAUCCCUCCAAACUGAUAACGAAAGUGAUAUUUGUAGAGAAAGAUAAGGAGGAAGAAAGCUAG